CCCAUCCUUCUCGAUUCGAUCUCUUCCACUUCAGAGUCGGUGAGCGACAGGCACUGACCUUGUCCGGGAAGAAGCAAGGAGCAAAGAAGAAGAAAGAAGCAAGGCAGUAGCAAUGGCGGGCGUGGGUCGUAACAUGGUGGCGCCGCUGCUGGUGCUGAACCUCAUCAUGUACCUCAUCGUCAUCGGCUUCGCCAGCUGGAACCUCAACCACUUCAUCAACGGCCUCACCAACCGCCCGGGGGUCGGCGGCAACGGCGCCACCUUCUACUUCCUCGUCUUCGCCAUCCUAGCCGGGGUCGUCGGCGCCGCUUCCAAGCUCGCCGGCGUGCACCACGUCCGCACCUGGCGCGGGGACAGCCUCGCCACCUCUGCGUCCUCCUCGCUGGUGGCGUGGGCGGUCACCGCCUUGGCGUUCGGGCUGGCGUGCAAGGAGAUCCACAUCGGCGGGUACCGCGGGUGGCGCCUCCGGGUGCUGGAGGCGUUCGUCAUUAUCCUGGCCUUCACGCAGCUGCUUUAUGUCAUCGCUCUGCACUCCGGGCUGUUCGGGAACCAGUUCGGUGGUAACCAUGCUGGCGGGUAUCCGGCGGAGCACGCGUACGGCGCCGGCGACCCGCACAACAAGGGAAUGGGCACCGGCGGCGUCGCCAGGGUCUGAAUCGGGUAUGCUCCAUCGCCUCAAUCGGCGGUGACAGUGACGGGCGGAUAAUAAGGUGUAUGUAUGUAUGUAUGUGUGUGACCGUACGUUGUACGCAUACCUGGUGGGUUUGUGUUCACGGUAGGCAUGUACUAGUGUUCUUUUUUGUAGGGACGACGUACGGUGCAUGCGUACAUGUGUAGUACUGCAGUAUGGUUCUUCUUAGCGUGUGUGUGUGUGUGUGUGUGUGUGUGUUUAUGUGCUUCUUCUCCGACCAGACAAUGCAUGUCUGGAUGUGGAUGAACGGCUGCACUUGUUUAAUUUAGUACGUACUACUCUACUUCCAAUUGUGAUGUGCCCAUGCAUGCAAC
This is a messenger RNA of Triticum dicoccoides, 1005 nucleotides long. Its product is annotated as membrane protein PM19L-like. The record is from RefSeq and is a predicted model, not a curated record. The transcript has a single exon. NCBI's taxonomy places the organism in Eukaryota, Viridiplantae, Streptophyta, Magnoliopsida, Poales, Poaceae. The coding region runs from base 113 to 655 and encodes 180 amino acids.